Messenger RNA from Mercurialis annua (annual mercury), 2431 nucleotides. RefSeq lists its product as uncharacterized. The record is from RefSeq and is a predicted model, not a curated record. Bases 167 to 1813 code for a protein of 548 amino acids. The transcript is spliced from 7 exons. Lineage: Eukaryota; Viridiplantae; Streptophyta; Magnoliopsida; Malpighiales; Euphorbiaceae.
CGAAAAACGCAUGUCGGAAAAAUUCAAAUUAUUUCAUUUCCCGCCGCCGCUAACGAUUCUCUGAAAGAAGAACACGCUGUCGUUUCAAUCUAUUAGCGAUCAGUCAUCUGCUUGUUUGUUCAUCUUCAGAUACAGUUCUACACCUCGGUUUUUCGUAGAGUAAAUUAUGGAUAGUCCAAUUCCAGGGAUGCAAAAAGUAGUAGCAACUGUUAGCGGUUACCAUGGAACGGAGCGUUUUAACCUAAUCAAGCUCAUAUCAAACUCCGGCGCUAGUUACGUAGGUGGAAUGUCGAAAUCAAUUACGCACUUAAUUUGUUGGAAAUUUGAAGGAAAGAAAUUUGAGCUAGCUAAAAAGUUUGAGAAAACUAUAAUUGUUAAUCAUCGAUGGAUAGAAGAUUGUAUAAAGCGACGGAAGCGUGUUCCCGAGCAUCCUUAUGUGUUGCAAAGUGGAGAAGAAAUAGGGCCUUUAUUGAUGGAAGUUCCUGUAUGUUUGAAUGAAAAUAAUAAAGCAUUGGUUGAUAAAUCAAAUAUUUUUGAAGAUUGUGAAAGAUUAAUUAUAGACGAUAAGGAUUGCGGAGAUUCUGAUGUUGCUGCUGCUUGUGCUUGGACUGAUUCCUUUUUGUUAGAUGAGAAUUUUUUUCCCGAGGUCAGAAAAAGCAAGAGUAUUGCAUCUAAAUCAAAGCUAAAAAAGUCUGCCAAAACUUUAAAGCAGGAACGCAAGUCGAGUGACAGAUACUGUCUUCAGGAUCCUCCUUUAUCUGGUCGAUUACGGCUGGAGGAAGAAGAUUCAAGAUUGAAAUCUUCUAUUCCUUCUGUGAGAGAGAAAGGGAAGAUUUCAGGACAUCAAGGACCAAAUUCUCAUUCUAAAAGGCAUUUAGAGAGAGGAAAAAGAAAGAUAUCUGAUGAUACUGAGAGCAAUUCUUCUGCUGAACCUUCUUGUGGUGGGCGGAGGCUUGUGAAGCAAAACUUCAGCAGAAACAAUCUUGAGAUUGAGACUUUGGAUUCUGAUGAAGACUGCCUCCCAAUUAGACUUUAUAACAGGGCAAGUAAUUCUGUGGUUUUAUCUAAAGAUGAAGAUAGCCAAAGAAAAGUUAAUACAUUGGAAGUUGGAAGACCUGUUGCCACCUUGAAUUCUAAUGAGGAUUUUACGAAUGAAGUAUUAGAUGAUACUGAAGAGAUAAGUGGUAGGAAUCAUACGAGUGUGUCCGAGGAUUCAAAUUCUUGUCAGGAAAAGUCAAUGACUGAAACUGGAGUACAAAGACCGGAUGGUUUCCCUGCAAUUCACAACUUAGAUGACAACAACAAUGCUGCGAGUCAGUCAGAACGAGCUACUGGAUUACCUACAUCAGUGGAAGUAUCAUGUGCUAUAUGCUGGACAGAAUUCUGCCCAACCAGGGGGAUUCUACCAUGUGGGCAUCGAUUUUGUUAUUCAUGCAUCCAAAAAUGGUCUGAUCAUGUGAUUUCAAGUGGAAAAAUGUCAACAUGUCCUUUGUGCAAGACUGGCUUUGUAUGCAUUACUAAAGUUGAGGAUGCAGCCACUUCUGAUCAGAAAAUUUACUCUCAAACUAUUCCUUGUGCUUCAACAACAAAUAUUUUGAUGUUAGAUGAUCAUGAAAGAUACAGACAUGGUACUGAGUCCUCAUCAGCCACAGUUUGUGGCAUAUGCUAUAACCGGGAACCUGAGGAUCUUCUUGUUAGCUGUGACCACUGCCGGAUUCGCUGUAUUCAUAGAUACUGCUUGGACCCUCCUUUGUUUCCAUGGACCUGCAUUCAGUGUAAGGAUCUCCAACGGCUUUAUUACCACGCCAGAUAAUAUAUUUCUCAGGCAUGCAUCCUUACACUGCAAGAACCUUUAUUCUUAUUCACCUUUACUGCAUUCUGGCUUGAGUCUGCUCUUUCAGUUUUGAUAUGUAGUGUCAUAAAAAAAAUUGGUAAACUUUUUUCUCUCUGUUUAGAGGGCCAUCACUAUUGCUAGCUGUUACCUUUUCAAAUUGUUGUGACUACUGCUUUUACUGAGAGUGCGCGUUAGCUGUAUAGUCUCCGGAUACUCUAUUCUUACACCCCAUGUCUAUACCUCUUCAAAACCUCAAAUCCUAAUUGUAACCUAUAAAGCACCGACACUUCUCGGAGGUGUUGUAUGCAGGGGGGCACUUCAGGGGCGCAUGACACUCUGGGGACACGUAUGGGACACAGCAAAGUAUCCCAACAAUUUUGCUGUUGGGUGUGUCCAUGCUUGUGCACUGAUCUUAUGUUAAUUCCUGAGGAAAUAGUGUCAAGUAGCCACUGCUUUAGAAGUUACAGGUUAUGUUUUAAUCAAAAUUUCUAGAGUUCUGCACGUCGGUGUUUUGUUUACGUUUCUAAAAAUAUAACUGAAAUUAUGAAACUCUAUAUUUAUUACAUACUCUUGUAAAAAAUAUAUAUUGCUUCCUCA